Phytophthora sojae is the source of this 1080-nucleotide messenger RNA. RefSeq lists its product as hypothetical. The record is from RefSeq and is a predicted model, not a curated record. NCBI's taxonomy places the organism in Eukaryota, Oomycota, Peronosporomycetes, Peronosporales, Peronosporaceae. The coding region runs from base 1 to 1080 and encodes 359 amino acids. The transcript is spliced from 2 exons.
AUGCGUAGUGUUGAAACAGGAGAUCCAAACUUGAGCCCCGUCGAACACGCCAGCGAGCACGACGGCAACCCGCUCGACCUAUCCCUGGAUGUGAACAUGGAUUCCGAUGUGUCACAGCCUACUACACCUACAGUCGACUUCCCAAGUGACGCGUUUGCGCAUCCGCCAAAGUGCCUCCAAAGUCGACGAAGUGGCCCACCACCUACUGCAUCUUCGCAGUCAUGGAACUCUCCGAACUUCUGGAGUCAUCUCGAGGGUCUAGACCCCGAGCUGGAAUGCCUCGAGACAAACCCUGAUGAAAACGGGGAUUCAGGGUACCAAAUAGUAGUAACCCGCAUCAGCCCAGUGGACGAGAGUGUCAACAGCAACGAGUACGGGUACUACCAUGAAAAAAAGAAAAGCAAAGUGCAAUUGUCUACCAAUCCCGUCACUGUCCGUGAAUGGAUCCCGGUGAUGGCAGAAAGUAUCUCCAAGUCCAAGCAGCUCUUCCAGGAAGAACAAAAAGAGACGCUUUCCACGGACAUCAACUCCGAGGCUAUCAUGAAAGAAAUAAACAAGAACCGCCUAGCGUUCCUGAUCAAGGUCUCGCGAUGGAUGCGUCAGAAGUCUGAGUUGGUGGAAGAGUUAGCGCGCGUCCACCUGUGGUUUCGCUGCGUACACUCUUCUGUAGCCAAUGGCAACAAAUUCCCCACAAAGUGGAAAAAGCUCACGGGCUUUGCAGCUCCCUCAUCCCGCCCAGCACUAUUUAAACGCACGGCGGAGAUGCUUGUGAGCAUGAGCGACGAGGCAAAGUUGUACGAUACGUCCUUGGCGCUCGCCCUGUUCGAACUGAUGCUGAUUGCCGCAGCACCUGGCAUUUUUAACAACGACUACUGGAUUCAAACGUUGGCAAAGACCCACGUCCCGUGGAUCCAGACCUCAGAGGGAAGGCUUCUACACCCGAAUCACUCAAUCAUGCACACACUCACCCAGUUGCGAGACGGACAGUCGUGGCUAACCGAGGAAGCCGCCAUGCUCCAAAUGCAAGUGCGGGACGGCCACCUCCUGUUGGCAGCUGGCCCGCUGCACAUUGAGUGCUAA